This is a messenger RNA of Polychytrium aggregatum, 2232 nucleotides long. RefSeq names its product VID27 cytoplasmic protein-domain-containing protein. The transcript has a single exon. Gene Ontology annotation, cellular component: nucleus; cytoplasm. Gene Ontology annotation, molecular function: protein binding. The coding region runs from base 158 to 1930 and encodes 590 amino acids. Lineage: Eukaryota; Fungi; Chytridiomycota; Chytridiomycetes; Polychytriales. The record is from RefSeq and is a predicted model, not a curated record.
UCCCAUCUCCACAAUCCUGUCUGAACUUGCUCUGCAUCUCACUCGCACGGCAUCCCGCACGGCAUCCCGCACGACAUCCCCACUGGCCAGGAUAUUGCUCCCCGCAUAUACGACCAAGACCCAGCCUUGAAUCUCGCCCUACACAUCCUCACCUACCAUGGCGGCUCAACCCAGCAUCUUCAGCGGAAUUCUCUCGGCCCAGCGUCCCGGCGAUAAGAGCGUCCAGGGCCACUCCCAGCCUGUCCAGAUCGAGUUCAUCAGCGGCCCAUCCAAGACCCAUGCCCUCGCCGUCCACCACAACCCGUCGCAAGUCACCAUGGUCCCGAUUUCGCCGGCGCUCUAUUUUCACUUUGAGCAGGCCGCUCUGCUGUUCUCGUGGGUUCCGCCAGAUCCUUCCGGCGGUUCCGGAAUCCGCAGCCCGCUGUAUAUUUCUCUGCCGGACCAGGCUUCCUUCUGGGACUUUCUGACCCAGUUUGUGCGCUGCCUACAGCAAGCCAAGCAUGGCCAGGUCCCCGUUGGCGACGACCUCGACUAUCUCCGAGAGGUUUACAGCGAGCCCAUGGAUAUUGAUGAGCCCGAGAAGCCACCAGCUCGACCCACAAGCACCCGAGCGAAACCGUCUGCAUCUUCCCGCACACCCGGCCGAGGCACACCCGGCCGAGGCACCGUCAAGAGUGCCUCGCCUGCAAAGACCACUAUAAGGCAUUAUGAAAGUGUCCGAGCCGCCGACGAGUCGGCCCACAGCGGCGACGAGACCGAGAACCAGGCUGAGGAGGAAGAGGAAGAAGAAGAGCAAGAGGAAGAGGAGGAGCACAAAAACCGUCGUCGCAGCAUCCGGAGCUCCUUAUCCAGCGGCUCAAAGCGGUCCUCGCUGUCACGGCCAUCGAUUCCAAACUCGGAGCUGGUGAUCGGCAUCCGCCACCAACAGUCCUAUGUCGUCAGCGGCGAGACCAUUACUGUCCUCAAGUACGACGACAACAAGCUCAAACCUGAUGUCUCCGUGAACGUCACCAAUCUCAGCCGCAAGGGCUUCAGCCCAUCCAAGGUGCAUCUCUACGACAGCGACUCGUCGUUGCUGAUGAUGGACGCCGCUGAGUCGUCCAAGCUCUACAGGAUGGAUCUCAACGUCGGCAAGAUUGUCGAGGAAUGGCAAGUCGACGACCGCACCCCGAUCACCGACAUUGUGCCGGACAGCAAGUACGCCCAAACUCGUCCUCAGAACAAGGUCGUUGCGUUCAACUCCAACUCCAUCUUCAGCAUCGAUCCGCGACUCGCCGGAAACAAGCGAGUCGAGAGCGACACCAAGCAGUACUCUGGCAACCCAAAGUUCAGCUCAUGCGCAACCACAGAGAAGGGGCAGCUGGCCGUCGGCAGCGACGGUGGCGACAUCCGGCUCUUCAGCAAACUGCCAGCAAGCCGAGCCACGACGCUGUUUCCGUCGCUGGGCGACCCCAUCCUGGCCAUCGACACCUCCAACGAUGGUCGCUAUGUGCUCAUCACCUGCGGCGACUACCUGCUGCUUCUGGACACAUCCCUGAAGCACAACCCUGCCACCAACGGGUUCUCCACCCGCAUGAGCGCCGACAGCCGCCAGGCACCAAAGCGGCUCCAGCUCAAGCUCGAGCACAUUACUCUUCUUGGUGGACAGAUCGAGUUCACGCCGGCAAAGUUCAACUGUGAAGAGGGCGUCGACGAACCCACCUCGAUCCUCACCUCCAGCGGCGUCUUCGUCAUCAAGUGGAACUUUCGCAAGAUCAAGUUGGGCAAGCUGUACGAGUACACCAUCCGCAAAUGCGCUGGCACUAUUGUCGCCGACCAGUUCAAAUAUGGCUCGGAUCGAGCCAUAGUGGUGGCUCUGUCGCAUGACGUCAAGCUUCUCCAGGGCAACCUCGAUCGGCCCGAGAGCAUCUUGAAGAAAGAGAGGGCAUAGAGGCGCCUUUUUGUUGAUAUCGCCUGUUGAUCCUUCAUGUUGAUCUCGGUGCUGGGAUGCACUCCCCACCCACGAGGCGGAGAGGCACACAUAUCUAUCUUCGCAAACUCGAUCCCGAUCAACCCAAUCAACCCGAUGCCGAAUCCUCCCUUCUGCCACACCUGUCGUUUGCAAAUCUCUCCUGAUUCGCACCACCACCCCCGCUCUACACACACUAAUACUCAAUCACCCUGGAUCUGAUGGUGGCCCGUCCUGUUACUCUCCGAAUAUACACUGGCGACCACUCUAAAUCGGGGUCGCGG